AAUACCAUAGCUUUCAGCCAGUAGUCAGAUGUUUAUUGUACUGCUUACUGUUAUUUGAGGAAUAUCAGCUUAAUCUCAAUGAGCAAUCACAGAGAAUGACGAGAGACAAAAUCAGAGACAGAUAUUUCCCCAUGGUUAAUGCAGAAAGCUCAGUAGAUAUACCACAGGAAAUCACAGAAACACAUAAUGGUGUGAUAGCGUUUAAAUCAGACGACAUCAGACAUGACGUCAUGUACGCCUUUGUUACGGAUUGUAUGGUGGAGGACAGUGAUCUUGAGUUUUUCCUAACCACAGCGUCACGUGACGUAAUAUCAGAAUACUGCCGGUCCUGGAGUUAUGAGAGGAGUGAGGGAGAGAGAUGUCUGUAUGUACCGGGCACUCCGGAGAAGAUGUACGACCUCUUCAUAGACAAACUACAACUGGACAUCAUCACACACUGCACCGUGUCUGAUGGGUGGAUUCAUGACAGUAUCAGUAAACGUUUGAAUAUACCUGAAGAAAUAUUAAGAAAGGAUAUCGAUGCUAGAAAAAGGUUUGUGAAAAACUUCAAGCAAGGAAAAGUUGAAAUGUUUCGCGCCAGAGGAAUGAUAGUUGGAUGUGCAGGUGCAGGAAAAACAACUCUUCUUAAAAAGCUUCACGGAAGCGGUAUAACAGAUGACGAGAAACCAACUGAGACAACUAUCGGCCUUGAGGUCCAUGAAGAUGUAUUUGCUAUUAAGGAAAACAAGUUAACAGAUUUUGCGAAUGCUGACAACAGUAGUAAUCUAUACCUCGACAACAACUUAAUAAGCAUGACAGACUUCGCAGGACAAGUGGCAUACUAUGCAUGUCACCAGGUUUACCUGUCAAGGAGAGCAUUUUAUAUUGUGGUUGUCGAGAUGUCCAAAAAGCUUGAUGAAGAAAGUCGAUUGUAUGACACAGAUCGUCAUGAUCCAACAGGGUCCUUAUUUCAUUCAUGGACUUACGGAGAAUACUUCCAUUUUUGGCUACAAACAAUAAAUACAUACUGCAAUGACGGAAUAACACAAAAGGAUCCGAAAGACACAACAGCAAUCAAAGAUUCCAUGCCAAAUGUCAAUUUACACCCGCUUAUUAUUAUUGCCUCCCAUAAAGACCAGCUGCAGGUCGGAACUUGUAACACAUCAGAAACAUUUUACAGCCAGUUGGAAGCGUGCUUAUCUAAAGAACAAACCCUAAAACGGCUUAUAUCACCAUAUCGAUAUUUUGAAGUAGAAUGUCCACCUAGAGCAUUGACUCAAAAGCAACAAAAGACAAUUGACAUUGUUAAGCAAAGUAUCGUUGAAACUGUACAAAAGCUGCCACACUGGGGGGAAGAAAUUCCUUUGAAAUGGUUUGAACUUGAAAAAAUUCUGAAUAAUGAAAAAGGAAAUGGGAAAAAAGUCAUUAAGAGGUCAGAAUUGAAAGAAACAGCGAAAUACUUUUCAGUAGUCGAAGAUGACCUCAAUGAUGUUCUCCGUUUCUUGCACGAAAUAGGAAAAAUCAUAUACUUUUCUGUGGAUAAACUCAAGGAAACUAUUAUCAUAGAUGUUCAGUGGUUUGUUGAUGCAUUCAAGUACAUCAUAACUGACGAAAAGCAUUUUGCUCGGAAAGACAACAUAAACGCACUAGUUAAUACUGGGAAAAUUACUGGACAAUACAUUGAAGAGAUAUGGAAAAAUAAACAAGGCAAUCGUGAUGUACCCUGUGUUGAUACGAAAGUUGGUGAUGAGACCGAUAAACAUCAUGAUUCCUUGUGGCAAUCUUACUUAAAUCACAAAGAUGAAAUUCUACAAUACAUGGACAAACUUGGCCUGAUGACAAGAAUUGAAGGACAUGUAGGCGCUGACAAUGAGGAGAUGUAUUACAUUCCGAGCAUGAACCGAACCGACUUUUCCAUUGAAAAUAAAGAUGAAAUCAGAGGAAAACAAAAAUCAGCAAUGAUAGUAUACUUUUUCAAGUCCUAUUUGCCUCAUUUUUUUCUUUUUCCGAUUGGUGGUAAGUUGUUUAAAGUUAUGGAAAGUUUGUGAUGAAAAUUCUUUUUUCAAAAAUGCUGCACUUUACAAGGCAGAAGAUGCUGGUCAUUAUUUUGCCAUCGCCGUCAACAAAACCUCAAUCCAGUUGCAGGUUUUUACGCGUGACGAAACCGUGAAACUUAAUGAUAAAUGCGUCAAGAACAUUAGACAAGCAAUGGAAGCCUUUAUAAAGGAAAUAACGGAAACCUUUCACAAGGGAAUUAUCUAUGAUGUGGGUUUUUCAUGUAGCGAUAUAAAAAUUACAGAUGAAGAUGAAGAUUUUUUUUUGAAA
Molecule: messenger RNA, 2304 nt
Organism: Saccostrea cuccullata (small rock oyster)
Lineage: Eukaryota; Metazoa; Mollusca; Bivalvia; Ostreida; Ostreidae
Product: probable serine/threonine-protein kinase pats1
Exons: 5
Coding region: 96-2027 (643 amino acids)
Source: RefSeq, a predicted model, not a curated record